AUGCUGUGCCAUCAUGUCCACAAUAACAAGAUCGGGCAAGGAGGCUUCGGUCCUGUUUACAAGGGGAAAUUACAAGAAGGGCGAGAUAUCGCGGUGAAGAGGCUCUCACGAGCAUCGGGACAAGGACUCAACGAACUCGUGAACGAAGUGGUAGCGAUUUCUAAGUUGCAACAUCGGAAUCUGGUGAGAUUACUCGGCUGCCGCAUUGAAGGAGAAGAGAGGAUGUCGGUCUAUGAGUUCAUGCCAAAGAAGAGCCUAGAUUCGUAUAUAUUCGACGCGGUAAACAGAAAACUUCUCAAUUGGAAGACACGCUUCAGCAUAAUCGAAGGAAUAUGCAGAGGUCUUUUGUACAUUCACAGGGAUUCAAGGCUAAGAGUCAUACAUAGAGAUCUGAAAGCAAGCAACAUCUUGUUAGAUGAAGAUCUGAACCCGAAAAUUUCGGAUUUCGGGCUUGCAAGGGUUUUCCGGGGGAACGAAGGCGAAGCCAAUACCCGGAGAGUUGUUGGGACAUACGGAUAUAUGUCGCCGGAAUACGCAGUGGGAGGAUUGUUUUCAGAGAAAUCCGAUGUUUUCAGUUUAGGCGUUAUACUGUUAGAGAUCAUCAGCGGGAGAAGAAACUCAGGUUUCCUCGACGACGAGGAAGCCAUGAACCUUUUAACUCAUGCGUGGAGGCUGUGGAACGAAGACAAGGUUGUCGAUCUUGCGGAUCCCGAGUUCUACGAGGAGCGUUUUGAAAGGGAAGUACGGAAAUGCAUCCACGUCGGCCUUUUGUGCGUGCAGGAUCUUGCAACCGAUAGGCCGAGCGUUUCAGCCGUGGUUUGGAUGCUCGGUGCAGAAGACGCAGACCUCCCCGAGCCAAAGCCACCCGCGUUUAUACCGAGAUGGCGCGUUACAAACGCAGAAUCCUCCGAGCCACGUGACCGUAACGUCUCCAUCAACAAUGUGACCAUCUCAUCAAUCACUGGGCACUAGUGGUUGAAGCCGACGGAAUGUUUAUUUUUUAAUUAUGUAAUUGACGCGCGUAUUUUACUCAAAUGAUACACUUGACUUGAGUGCACCUAUUUUUUCGGUGCACCAUAAAAAAACAAUUUUUUUUUUCAAUUUUUAUAUCACUUCUCGA
Tarenaya hassleriana is the source of this 1120-nucleotide messenger RNA. RefSeq names its product G-type lectin S-receptor-like serine/threonine-protein kinase At1g11300. Gene Ontology annotation, biological process: protein phosphorylation. Lineage: Eukaryota; Viridiplantae; Streptophyta; Magnoliopsida; Brassicales; Cleomaceae. The transcript has 6 exons. The record is from RefSeq and is a predicted model, not a curated record. Bases 1 to 972 code for a protein of 323 amino acids. Gene Ontology annotation, molecular function: protein serine/threonine kinase activity; ATP binding.